AUGGCUAAGAAAAAGAACAAGUCCAUCUCUCUCGUCGAUCUCCCUGAAAUCGAUGUAGCUGCAUCUGGGUCUUCGACCCUGGGGACAAACCUCUCUUCUUUGGCUAAUCUACCUUUCGGCUCUGACUACUGCUGCGUCUGGCUCGGAUCUAAUCUUGCGGAGGCUGUGGCCUCUCCAUCAAAGAAUUAUGCUGCUCUGCUCAAAAGCUCUGCUCAGUUACAGGAACUGGGAAUCCCGGUGGAACAUGUUUCAGGCGCCCCUUUCGUCCUUAUUCCAGAUGAGAACAUUGAAGCUGCAAAGUUGAAAUUCAAAGAUUUUAUUUACGCUCGAUUUCAUGGUGACUACCCUUUAAUGGGGGAAAAUCAUUGGUGUCGUAAAUGCGGUUUGGGCAUGAACUGGCCCAAGGAUCUUUGUCCACAACAUUGGACAAUGUAUGUAUCUUCUUCGAGUUAUAAUCCAAGAACUCGUGAGGUGCUUCUGUCUCGUACCUGCUGGAACAUUGGUGGUCUUCCAAUGUUUGUUGCUCCAUGGUCUCCAGACUACUCUCCGGAUGAACCACCUCUCACUACCGCUAUUGUUCCGGUUGAGAUGCGAAACGUUCCUUAUCUGAUCUUCAACAGGGAGAGUUUGAGCCGUAUUGCGACUGCGGUUGGCAAACCAGACUCACUUGCUCCGGAAACGGAGCGUAAGGAAAACUUCGAGGUGGCGAAACUGUAUGUGAGGGUUGACCUUACAGCGCCUCUGCCAAACAAGAUAAUAUCUGGUUUUUUUAAUGGUAGGGAGAAAACGGGUGCAAGGAAAUCUCCCCCAGAGACUUCAAGAAGACGGUCAAAGUCAAGGCCAAGUCGUUCUAUUGAGAAGAAAUUGAAGGAAGGGAUCUUCUGUUACGUUCCAGUGAUCCAAGAUUCUCAAGUGACGCCUACAAAUACUAAAUCUAAGUCUCUCCUGAGGGUGCUGCCUCCUUUAGAUAUUGAAUUUGUUAGUCCCACUGCGGAGGAACAGAAACAUGACAAGAAUGAAGCUCAGUCUGCAGUUUUUGAAGAUGACUCUAAAGAAUCAAACCCUGCUGCUCCCUCAGAAAGUACAGCUACUGGAGUUAUUGAUCUGGCUGAAGUGUCAACAGGUUCUGUGGAGGAUGGCUUGGUAUCUGCUGCUGCUGAUGGAGGGCACUCAGGGAUUCUUUUAAAUGAUUCUGAGAAAGAUUCGGGGAAUGUUAUUACUACUCUGUCUACACUGACUGAUACCGGUUCUGCUGUGGUUUCUGUCGAGACACACGGUGCUGGGAACUCUGAAGAACACAACACCAAUCAUCCUGUUGAAGAACAGGAACGAGAAAACCCUUUUUUCCUGGAAAAUAUCUCCCUAACGGUUACCUUUGUUUACGGGUUUAACUUGGUGGAAGAUAGGAGGAGCUUGUGGAACAAUCUCGUUGAUUUACAGACUUCCUCUCCAGUUUCUUCUUAUCCUUGGUCGGUCCUAGGUGACUUUAAUCAGAUGCUGCAUACUUCUCAUCACUCCAACCACCUUACUUCUCGGGUUGAUGUGUCGGGAAUGGACGAGGCAAACAUUUGCUUACAAGAUGCUCAGCUGCUUGAGGCGCAGGCCAAAAGCUUACCUUACACUUGGAGAAAUAGUCAAGAUGACAGCCCUAUCUCCACUAGGAUUGAUCAUGCUUUCAUUAAUCAGGCUUGGUCAACAGCGUUUCCAGACUCUUAUGCUGAUUUCUUGGACCCUUCUCAGUCGGAUCAUGCCCCUUGCCUCUUUCGGAUGCCUUCUAUUAGACGUCAGAUUAUUAAACCCUUCCACGUCAUUGACCAUCCGGAGUAUGCGUGGACUGUACGAGAAGCUUGGAACUGUAGUCAAUUUACAGGCACAGAUCAGUUUAAGUUGGUACGCUCUCUUAAGUCGUUGAAGAGGCCACUGCGUAAGCUCAAUAAAAGACAUUACAGUGGUGUAUCCCAAAGAGUUAAGGAGCAGAGAGAGAAGGUGGAUACACUCCAGAGAUCCUUACUUACCACACCUGAUGUUUCAACAGCUCGGGAGGAGCACGUUGAGAGGGAAAAACUGAAUGUUCUUCUUAAGGCAGGAGAGAAGUUCUAUAGACAAAUGUCAAGAUCUCGAGUCAUGCCUCACGAAAUCAUAUAUAUCCACUACCUUAAAGAUGCUGAUGAUAGAUUGUUUUACUCGAUGGAUGAUAUCAAAACCCACGCUGCAGAUUAUUUCAAGAAUUAUUUGAAGCGAGAAGUCACUGCAGCUGAGAUCAAAGCUACACUAUUCGCCAUGCCAUUGAAUAAGAGCCCGGGACCAGAUGGCUAUUCCGUUGAGUUUCUUCGAGCUUCUUGGGACAUAGUAAGGGAGGAUAUUACCUGUGCCGUUAAGGAAUUCUUCCGCAAUGGAAAAUUACUCAAGGAUAUGAACAUAACAGCAAUCGCGCUAAUACCAAAAAAGCCGGAAGCUUGCUGCCUUACUGAUUAUAGGCCAAUCAGUUGCUGUAACAUUGUGUACAAGCUCAUCUCCAAAAUAAUCGCAAACCGUCUCAAACCUAUCUUGACUGAAUGCGUAAGCCCUAACCAAGUAGCUUUCUUAAAUGGUCGCAGUCUUGGAGAAAACGUACUGCUGGCGACUGAGCUCAUCAAAGACUACAACAAGUCUUCAUGUCUUAAAAGUGCCAUGCUCAAAAUUGAUAUUCGUAAAGCUUUUAACACUAUGUGUUGGGACUUUGUGAUCAAGGUUUUGGAAGCACAACAGUUCCCUCCUAUGUUUAUCAAUUGGAUUUCCGAAUGCAUCUCCUCACCUAGAUUCUCAGUUGCUAUCAAUGGUGAGCUUGUGGGUUUUUUUGAGGGUAAAAAGGGUCUCAGACAAGGUGACUAUAUCUUUCCGUAUCUUUUCAUUAUGCUCAUUGAGGUGCUCUCUCGCUUACUGGACAAAGCCGAAUCUGAUGGCACCUAUAGGCUGCACCCACUUUGUUCUUCCCUAAAGCUUACCCAUCUGUUGUUUGUGGAUGACCUAUUAGUUUUUUCUGAUGGGACCAGUGCAUCUACAUCAGGGAUCAAAGCAGUUAUGAACCAAUUCAAAGAGUGGUCACGUCUGGAUACUAAUCAGUCUAAAACAGAGAUUUUCUAUGGAGGAUAUUCAGACAUCCAAGCCUCGGUUCUGAGUGAUCUCUCGGGCUUUCGGUGUGGGGAUUUCCAACAAGAUAUCUUGGGCUGCCCCUAA
This is a messenger RNA of Brassica oleracea var. oleracea, 3216 nucleotides long. RefSeq lists its product as uncharacterized. The coding region runs from base 1 to 3216 and encodes 1071 amino acids. The transcript is spliced from 7 exons. NCBI's taxonomy places the organism in Eukaryota, Viridiplantae, Streptophyta, Magnoliopsida, Brassicales, Brassicaceae. The record is from RefSeq and is a predicted model, not a curated record.